Molecule: messenger RNA, 468 nt
Organism: Caretta caretta (loggerhead turtle)
Lineage: Eukaryota; Metazoa; Chordata; Testudines; Cheloniidae
Gene: FXYD3
Product: FXYD domain containing ion transport regulator 3
Biological process (GO): regulation of sodium ion transmembrane transporter activity
Cellular component (GO): membrane
Molecular function (GO): sodium channel regulator activity
Source: RefSeq, a predicted model, not a curated record
GGUCCGUGCUGCUCCUGGUUUUACAGGACCUGCCCCCCAGACGCGGUUCCAGGAUGCAGCCAGUGACCACCGGCCUCCUGCUGCUCUUGGCAGCGUUUCCUGCCCUGAAGGCUGAACACCCUAUGGAUCCAGCAAGCCCCUUCUUUUAUGACUGGCACCGCCUGCGGGUCGGGGGGCUGAUCGCCGCUGCCAUUCUCUGCACCCUGGGGAUUGUCGUGCUGCUCAGUGGAAAAUGCAAAUGCAAAUUUAACCGCAAAGCCAGCCGGCGACCAAAUGAGCCCCUGCACCUCAUCACUCCUGGCAGCACCAGUAACUGCUGAACCAGGAUGGUCCCGGUGCCAGGUCUCGCCCGGGGCGCUGGCUCCUUGCUGGGACAUCCCGUCCCCCCACCCUCCCCAUCUAGGGAGGGGGAGAAGUUUUUUAACUGAACUUUCCACGCUGUGGAAUAAAAGUCUCCUGAGCUUGAAA